UCAGUAAACAACACACUGGUUAGAAGCUGCUACACUUAGUAGAGGGGGGCGGGGGGGAAAUCAUUUUAUUUCCCCCCCGAAAAAAAUCCCUCUUGGCGUUUUACUUUUUUUUUAUUCCUCCUUUCUCGCCUGCAACCGGUUACCCGCACUGAUGGUAUUAAUUUCAUUUUAUUGUUUUGCUUUUGGUUAAGAGGGAGAGAGAGAGGAAAAAUGUGGAUUCAAGUGCGGACUAUCGACGGCAAGCAAACGCGCUGCAUAGACGAUUUAUCCAGACUGACCAAAAUUGAAUGUUUGCGAUUAAAAAUCCAAGAGAGCUUCAAUGUGGACCCGGAAUGCCAACGCUUGUUCUACAGAGGCAAACAGUUGGAAGAUGGCCAUAGUCUGUUUGAUUACAACGUGGGACUGAAUGAUAUCAUUCAGCUUUUGAUUCGUCAGCCUGCUUCCUCCACAGUGAAGAAAAAGGAGAAUGAGGUUGAGCUUUCAGACAGUGACUCAGGAUGCAGCUCAUCACAGAGCGAGUGUGACAAAACCUCUUCCAGUGCAGAAAGCAACAAGAAAAAUCGUCCAGGAACAUCGACGCGAUCGUUUCUCAUAGAUCCAGGCUUUGGGUUGUACAAGAUAAACGAAUUGGUGGAUGCCCGUGAUUUGGUAAUUGGAGCCUGGUUUGAAGCUCACAUUGUAAAUAUUACACGGAGUGCAAAGGGACAGAAAAGUGGUGCAUCGAAAAAUGAUGCCAAUGGAAAUGAGAGGACAAGGGCACAUGCUCAAUAUGUUAAAGAUCCCUCGGACCAAGAUCAGUCGCAGCACUGUAGUGGGGUAGCAUCAAAUAAUUUGGACUGUACACCAUCUACAUCCACUGUGGAUUCUACAGACGAUGACAUUGUGUAUCAUAUCAAGUAUGAUGAUUAUCCAGAGAACGGUAUAGUGGGAAUGUGUGCAGAAAAUGUUCGGCCACGAGCUAGGACAGUUUUGAAGUGGGAUCAGCUUCAAAUAGGACAAGCUGUGAUGGUAAAUUACAAUUUGGAGAUACCAGAGGAACGUGGUUUCUGGUUUGAUGCAGAAGUUACCGCUCUGAAGGAGACAUCAAGGACAAAUAAAGAAAUCUUUGUUAAAAUUCUUUUGGGUGGCCCACUAGAUAUGAUAGGUGACUGCAAGGUGCCAUUUUUGGAUGAAAUCUACAAGAUUGAAGGACCUGGAGCUGAUCCAAUAACACUAGCUGAUGGACAGUUUAAAAGGAAGAGUGGCCCUGAAUGUAAAUACUGCAAGGCAGAUCCCGAGAAAGAAUGCAGAUUUUGCGCCUGUCGAUUAUGUGGUGGGAAGCAGGAUCCAGAUAUGCAGCUGUUGUGUGAUGAGUGUAAUAUGGCAUAUCACAUAUACUGCUUGAACCCACCCCUCAGCAAGAUACCAGAUGAUGAGGACUGGUAUUGCCCCUCCUGUAAAAAUGAUACAAGUGAAGUUGUGCGAGCAGGGGAAAAGCUGAAAGAAAGUAAGAAGAAGGCCAAGAUGCCAUCUGCCAGCACUGCAAGUCAGAGAGACUGGGGCAAGGGUAUGGCCUGUGUUGGUCGCACAAAGGAAUGCACAAUAGUUCCUUCUAACCAUUAUGGUCCCAUACCUGGCACUCCCGUUGGCACAAUGUGGAAGUUCAGAGUUCAGGUGAGUGAAGCAGGUGUUCACAGGCCACAUGUUGGAGGGAUUCAUGGACGAAGUAAUGAUGGAGCCUACUCCCUGGUACUAGCUGGCGGCUUUGAAGAUGAAGUGGACAGAGGUAAUGAAUUCACGUACACUGGAAGUGGUGGUAGAGAUCUUUCUGGAAACAAGCGAAUUGGAGAGCAGUCAUACGAUCAAACUCUCACCAACAUGAAUAGGGCAUUGGCUCUUAAUUGUGACGCCGUGCUGAAUGAUGAGGUUGGAGCGGAAGCCAAAGAUUGGAAGGCUGGGAAAUCAGUCCGGGUUGUCAGAAGUUCAAAAGGACGGAAAGUCAGCAAAUAUGCACCUGAGGAAGGCAACAGAUACGAUGGAAUUUACAAGGUGGUAAAAUACUGGCCUGAAAUUGGGAAAUCGGGUUUCCUGGUGUGGCGCUAUCUGUUGCGACGUGAUGACGUAGAACCCGCUCCUUGGACCCCAGAAGGGAAGGAUAGGACAAAGAAACUGGGGCUGAAAAUGCAGUAUCCUGAAGGAUACCUGGAAGCCAUGGCAAAUAAGGAGAAAAAGGGCAAGAAACAGGAACCAAACUCAGUCGUGAACAAUUGUGGCAGAGCAGCUCAAAAGAGGCGGCAGGAAAAUGCUAGCACUGCCACUGUGACUGCACCACCAGCACCGAAGACUGUGAAGCUUGCUCAGGAUGAUGCUGAGGGGGAAACGUACCAACUUACACCACAGCAGCAGUGGUUGAUCAGAGAGGACUGCUUAAAUAAGAAACUCUGGGAUGAGGCACUUGCCUCUCUUAUGGAAGGCCCGAAAUUCUUAAGGAAAACAGAGCAGAUCUUUAUGUGCAUUUGCUGCCAGGAGUUGGUUUUCCAGCCAAUCACAACAGAAUGCCAGCACAAUGUCUGCAAGCUUGAAGGGAAUUUAAGACGUGUUUCCCCAAAACUGCUCCGAAGUAAUCGAUUUCUUCUGUUAAAAAUGAAAAAGUGUAUCCAGACCAUGUCAUCUUCAACUAGGAGUGUGUAUGGUGUCAGUGGGCUGAGAGGAAGCAAGCAUGGAUUGAAGAGGAGAAAGCCAGCAAUCUUUGAGAAUAUUCGAGAGGAAUUACAUCACAAAUACAUUCUGAUUUUGUGACUGAGUGUUUUAUUGCCUUGUCAGAUUCUUAAAACACCUGAUGCCUCGGUGUGUUUAUUCAGUGAAUAGCUGAGCAAUAGCAAGAAUGCCCCAAGUUCAGUUGAUGAACUAUGUAGAGUUAGGUGACCUCAGCCAGGCUGCAGCAAGAUACUACAAUUCAGAACCCCUUGAGGAAUGGUGGUAGAAUUAGGUCAGAUUCCUGAUCCUGAUCCCCUAUCAAAAGUAAAUUUCUCAUGUAGUUAAGAUAGGCCUCAGCGAUGAUACCCAUUGUCAUCGAUUAGUUUGCUAAUAUUCACUGUAAGGGCUCACAUAUUGUUAAUGGCUACUUGGAUGAGUCCUGGUUUGAUAAAUUGGAGUUUCAGGAAACAAAGGGAGGUCCUAUUUUAAUAAAAAUGUACUGCCUCAAGUCUAUUUUGUGUGAUUAUAAGAAUGUACACGGUUAAGCAGAGCUGCAUUUUAAAAUGUCACCAACUUAAGGAACUGCUAUCUUUUAAAAAAAAAUCAGUCCUGUGGAAAUUUAAUUAUUUUUUGGGUUGCUAUGGUACAUAUUCUCAACAAGAGAGGACAUUCUUACAUAAUGUCAUUCUUGUGGGAGCAACAAGAUACUCGAACAGUACAAUACAGUAUAAAGUGCAUAUUUAUUUUUUUCAUCAGCGCCUGAGCAUUUUAUACUGUCAUCUUGUAGGCCAGUGUUAUUCCUCAGGUUCCUCCUUAGGCUGCAGUGAGUUCAUGUAGAUGUAUGCCGCAAGCAACAAUACAAAUCAGUGGUUCUCAACUGACACCACAUCCGGCUGGGGCGGCGGGGGGCAACCAAACUAAUGUCCUUAAAAAUAAGGUUAACUUGAGUGAGGCUCAUACUGUAGUAUUGCAAUGGUUCCUGCCAAUUGGUUGUAAACCAGUUGAGUCACACCAAGUUCCUUCUGUCAGCUUCACCUCCAAUUUCUCCCCUUCUGAAAUUCCCAUUAUGCACCCCCUCAACCAUUUAUUACUCAUUGUGCUCCACUUACACAGUGGCCUAGAUCUGCUCCAUACCCAGGCGCACAGGCUAACCUAGUAGACACUUGGACGAUGUGGGAGAAGUUGCUGCAGGCAAGGAGAAAGGUAAUAGGAACAGACUUAAAUAUUGAGGGGCAGGAAAGCCAGUGGGGAGGAAUUAACAGGGAAAGGAGGAACAUGUCAACCAAAUCUGCCUCUCUUUCCCCACCCCACAACCCCCCCAGCUUUUCCAAUGCUUACCAAUGCCAGUAUCCUUAAAUAGAUGGGGACUAGAGACUAUGAGGACUUUUUGGGGACCUGGACAGGAUGAGAACUGCUGAUCUGAAGUAAUUAUUCUGUUCCGGACA
Carcharodon carcharias (great white shark) is the source of this 4121-nucleotide messenger RNA. Its product is annotated as E3 ubiquitin-protein ligase UHRF1-like. The record is from RefSeq and is a predicted model, not a curated record. Gene Ontology annotation, molecular function: protein binding; ubiquitin protein ligase activity. The transcript has 16 exons. Gene Ontology annotation, biological process: negative regulation of gene expression via chromosomal CpG island methylation; protein ubiquitination. Bases 211 to 2778 code for a protein of 855 amino acids. NCBI's taxonomy places the organism in Eukaryota, Metazoa, Chordata, Chondrichthyes, Lamniformes, Lamnidae.